AUAUUCAUUAUCUCCAAUCUCUUCAUUUUCUUUCUAUAUAUACUAUACACCCAUCAUUCUUAAUUUCCAUCAACCCUUCAAAUUCAAUUCAUAUAAUUCAAAACAGAACAUAACAGAACAUGGCCGAUAACAAACAACCACAAUUAAAUGGCGCCUACUACGGCCCUGCCAUUCCACCUGCAGAACAACCGCGUCACCGCCACCGCAACCACCGCAGCAGAAGCUGUUUCUGCUGCCUCUUCAGUUUCUUCUGGAAGCUUCUAAUUUCACUCCUCGUCCUCGCCGGCCUCGCAAUCUUAAUCUUCUAUCUCAUUGUUCAACCACGCGCUUUCAAAUUCUACGUCACUGAAUCCAAACUAACACAAUUCGAUUACACAAACAACACACUACACUACAACAUGCUCCUCAAUUUGACAGCACGCAACCCAAACAAAAAACUAAGCAUCUAUUACGACAAAGUUGAGGCACGAGCAUUCUACCAAGGUUCAAGGUUUGCAAAUGUGGAUGUGAUUACACACAUGAAUUCGUUUCGACAAUAUAAGAAGAGUAGCAAUCCUAUGAGCGGUGUUUUCUCGGGACAACAUUUGUUGAUGUUGGACAAUGAUCAAGUUUCUGAGUAUAAGAAAGAUAAGAGUGAUGAAGUUUAUGAUAUCUAUGUGAAACUUUACUUUAGGAUUAGGUUCAGGCUUGGAGAUUUGAUAUCGGGUGAUUAUAAGCCUAAGGUUAAAUGUGAUCUCAAGGUUCCUUUGAGUUCUAAAAAUACUACUGCUACGUUCACUCCACUUUUGCUCACCAAGUGCGAUGUUGAUUUCUAUUAGCUUCUAUGUAUGCCUUUCCCAAUUUCUUGGAUAUCAUUAUUUCAUUUCUUAUUCUUUUACUGUAUCAUACUAUGUAUUUUCCUUGCAAUAAAUAAUUAUUUUAUUUUGUUCUCUUGA
Molecule: messenger RNA, 935 nt
Organism: Cicer arietinum (chickpea)
Lineage: Eukaryota; Viridiplantae; Streptophyta; Magnoliopsida; Fabales; Fabaceae
Product: NDR1/HIN1-like protein 10
Biological process (GO): defense response to other organism
Cellular component (GO): plasmodesma; plasma membrane
Source: RefSeq, a predicted model, not a curated record